This is a messenger RNA of Chrysochloris asiatica (Cape golden mole), 942 nucleotides long. It is a transcript of the gene IGFBP2, whose product is annotated as insulin-like growth factor binding protein 2, 36kDa. The transcript has 4 exons. Gene Ontology annotation, molecular function: insulin-like growth factor I binding; insulin-like growth factor II binding. Bases 1 to 942 code for a protein of 313 amino acids. Lineage: Eukaryota; Metazoa; Chordata; Mammalia; Afrosoricida; Chrysochloridae. The record is from RefSeq and is a predicted model, not a curated record. Gene Ontology annotation, cellular component: extracellular region. Gene Ontology annotation, biological process: regulation of insulin-like growth factor receptor signaling pathway.
AUGCUGCCGAGACUGGGCGGCCCCGACCUGCCAUGGCUCCUGCCGCUACUGCUGCUGCCGCUGCUGGGCGCGGGAGGCGGCGUGCGUGCGGAGGUGCUAUUCCGCUGCCCGCCCUGCCCGCCCGAGCGUCUGGCUGCCUGCGGGCCCCCGCCGUCUGCCACCGGGGCCGGGCCGGCCAGCAGCGCCAGCGCGCCCUGCGCUGAGCUCGUCCGCGAGCCGGGCUGCGGCUGCUGCUCGGUGUGCGCUCGGCUGGAGGGCGAGGCAUGUGGCGUCUACACCCCGCGCUGCGCCCUGGGGCUGCGCUGCUAUCCCCACCCAGGCUCUGAGCUGCCCCUGCAGGCGCUGGUCCAGGGCGAGGGCAUUUGCAGAAAGCUCCUGGACACCGAGUCCGGCGCCAGCCCCGAGCAGGUUGCAGACAAUGAUGAUGAGCACUCUGAGGGAGACCUGGUUGAGAACCAUGUAGACGGGACCAUGAACAUGCUGGUCGUUGGAGGCACUGCUAACCGGAAGCCCCUCAAGUCAGGCAUGAAGGAGCUGGCUGUGUUCCGGGAGAAGGUGACCGAGCAGCACCGGCAAAUGGGCAAAGGUAGCAAGCAUCACGUUGGCCUGGAGGAGCCCAAGAAGCUGCGGCCACCACCUGCCAGGACUCCCUGCCAGCAGGAGCUGGACCAAGUCUUGGAGCGGAUCUCCACCAUGCGCCUGCCCGAUGAGAGAGGUCCGCUGGAACACCUCUACUCCUUGCACAUCCCCAACUGCAACAAACAUGGCCUAUACAACCUCAAACAGUGCAAGAUGUCUCUGAAUGGACAGCGUGGAGAAUGCUGGUGUGUGAACCCCAACACCGGGAAGGUGAUCCAGGGUGCCCCCACCAUUCGGGGCGACCCCGAGUGCCAUCUCUUUUACAACGAGCAGCAGGAGGCCCUUGGGGCCCAGGCUCAGUGA